GCCUCGGGCGACAACCCCGCCAACCUGCUGUCAAUUUACUGUCUCGGGGUAGAUGCAGGCCCAGACAACAAAGGCAUGAUCAACAUCUUGAGGAACUUCGUGGCAGCCUGUAGGAAGGUCUCUUUCGUGGUCGUGUUCUGUAAAUUCCACCAGGCCCACAUUAUAGCUGGAGCGGCGCUGACAGCGCUGGACGAAUGGGAGUGGCAGACAGGAGAAGAUGAGGUGGAGAAGCAGAACAUGAACACCAACAUUAAAUACUGGAGUGCGGUGGCCACAGUGGCCAAUGUAUGGCGGAGCCCAGGUACCCACAGGAAGCUUCAAAAUGCCGCCUGCGACGCGUUCUCGAAUCAGAUCUCCCUUGAAUUCUUCAGCAAACAGCCAGGCCGCCCACUCAAAGGAAGAUGGGGCCGCGUCGAGUCCGUGGAACAGAUCAUAUGCGCUGGGAGAGCCUUUUUGGGCAAGGUGUUUGCCCGCGUUUUCGGCCAAGCAGAGCAGCAGGCACAGAAAGAAAAGAAGAAACCUGCCAAGAAAGCUGGGGGGGACGAGGAUAAGAACUUCAAAGAAGAAUGGACCAAGUACAGGAGCAAUUCAACAAAGGCCUUGAACCAGGGGGGGUUCCACGCGAAAGUGUACAUAUCAGUAUAUGUGAAACAGCCACUCACGUACUUCUUCAACUGGGCCCAGAAAGCAGUGAAGCAGCGCAGCAAGAUGAGCCAGGAGUCGAUCGACAACAUCGGUGCCCCGCCAAUGAUCCACACUCCUCUCAGUAAGCUCGUGGGGUUCCAGGCGGCGGAGGUAAGCGCCAGGUACUCGGCCUUGCUCGACAACAGCCAGCUGGAAGCGCGAACUGGCCUGGCACCAGUGUUCGAGUUGAUCCCUGCCCAGUACGGCCACGAUGUGCGUGAACUUGUAGUGGGGCUGGUCCUCCUUCAGGCGGCGCAGUGGAACAUGAGGUUCACGGUGCCCUGUGAAUCGUUCCCUUUACUUCUGCUCAGGAUGGUCGAGGAGCCGCCCGACGUCGACUCCCGCAUCCGGAGGCAC
Messenger RNA from Prorocentrum cordatum, 1041 nucleotides. Lineage: Eukaryota; Dinophyceae; Prorocentrales; Prorocentraceae. The record is from the annotation of a GenBank genome assembly.